Messenger RNA from Lucilia cuprina (Australian sheep blowfly), 1386 nucleotides. RefSeq names its product 39S ribosomal protein L37, mitochondrial (gene mRpL37). Lineage: Eukaryota; Metazoa; Arthropoda; Insecta; Diptera; Calliphoridae. Gene Ontology annotation, cellular component: ribosome; mitochondrion. The record is from RefSeq and is a predicted model, not a curated record. The transcript has 5 exons. The coding region runs from base 106 to 1335 and encodes 409 amino acids. Gene Ontology annotation, molecular function: structural constituent of ribosome. Gene Ontology annotation, biological process: translation.
CAACACUGUUCUGUAUAAUCACUAUUAUUAGAUAACCUUAAAAAUUGUUUUCUUCUUUAUUCGGAAAAAGAUUAUUAAAAAUUGUUGAAUUAGUUUUGAGUUGAAAUGCGUUUUUCUCCAAGACUAUAUGCCCAACACUUGGGAUGGACAUUUAAGAAACAUUGGCAAAUACAGGGAAAACGCAUACCAAAUGAUACCGGUGCUGCUAGCGAAUUAGAAAAACUUGGUAUUCAGGUGAAAGAUGUCGAAGAUGUUAUCAAACCAAAAGUAGAAAAACUACGUUUUGAAAUUAUUGGAAAUCACCCAGUAAUUUUGCCAGAAGAUGAAACACAUCCAGAUUGGCACCAGCAGAAAUGCCAUAUGUAUGGAAAUGCUAACGUUUUACUAGAGGGUUUGCAGCAAGCUCAAGUUCUAACUAAAACAAUAGAAGUAAAAGGUUUUCCAAAAACAAUCGAAGAUUCUAUAACGAAAACACAAUUACCUAGCAAUGUUGAUCGCCAUGUUCAUCAAUUGAUAAUGGCAUCACAUGUUUUAGAUGCGGAACAAGUAAAGUUACCAAAAGUCAAAUUACUGGAUAGACCUGCAUUUAAUCUACCAAGAGAUUAUGGAAUUUCCCACCAGCGUAAAAAUCGUCUGCUGACUAACAAAUUGAUUACUGAAUGCGAAAAAUUAUCGGGACGAUCUGUUGCCUCACGACGCCAAUUGUUGGAUCAAGUUGAUUUUAAGGUUACCAUUCCAAAAGGUGACGAUUUAUUGCAAUUCGAAGUAUCGGCUGAAAAACUAAUAACAUCCACUAGACCAAUUGAACAAAUCAAAGUUAAAUAUGAUGGAGAAUUACCCGAUUUAUAUCCCAUAAAGUACACAAUUUCAUUGCCAAAGAAAAAUAUUUACACAACUGAAACAUUUUAUCCACUUAGCAAAAGGAUAAACACUUCAAAUCCGCACACAAUUGUUACAUUUUUCAACAAGGAAUUUGUUGGUAAUUUACAUGAUGUUGGUGUGACAACAACACAAUUUCAGAGUCGAACAAUGCUGAAAGCUUUUGCUGUAGCUGCUGCAAGAGCUAAACAGUUAUAUGGAGAAUCUGCUUUAGAAAAUUUACCAAAACCUAUUGUGGUGCAAAGUAUUCAGACAGAUGGGCGCACUUUUCAUUUUGGUAUUUUUCAGUUAAAUACAUUGGCUCUUGGAGAAAACGGUGAUUUAAAAAAUUAUUGGUUCCACGAAUCGAACAUGGACCUGUUUACUGAAUGCGGUUAUAAGACUGGUCGUCCAUAUUUGGAAGGAUACAAUAAAGACGUUUUUCGUUGCUUGAAUGCCUUUUAUAAUAAUUCCUAAAUAAGUACCUAUAUAUAAUAACAAAAUAAAAGCAAUGUUCUUAAAAAAAUA